Penicilliopsis zonata CBS 506.65 is the source of this 684-nucleotide messenger RNA. RefSeq lists its product as hypothetical. Lineage: Eukaryota; Fungi; Ascomycota; Eurotiomycetes; Eurotiales; Aspergillaceae. The transcript has 2 exons. Gene Ontology annotation, biological process: DNA replication, removal of RNA primer. Bases 1 to 684 code for a protein of 227 amino acids. The record is from RefSeq and is a predicted model, not a curated record. Gene Ontology annotation, molecular function: RNA-DNA hybrid ribonuclease activity; nucleic acid binding.
AUGCCUAUCAGACACAGAGUCGGCACCGGUCGCGUCAUUCCCACGAAAUUCAAGCCCCCCCAUCCAGAAGAUACACCCAAGCAACUGUUCCCCGUCUCGACAAACAUGGCAGCCACUCCGCCCGUCACUCGUUUCAUCCGUCGAACAGAUAAAACACAACUCCUCAUCUACACGGACGGAGCGUGUCUGGACAACGGCGGAACGAACCCACGAGCCGGAUGUGCCUUUGUCUUCAAGCCGUCCACCACGAACCCGCGAUCAGAUGGGUAUACACAUUUCGCGCUGGAAAGUAAGGGACCAACAGGCGACCCGUCCCCGCAGACGAGCAAUCGCGCCGAACUGCGCGCGGUGAUAGGCGCUCUACGCUUCCGUGCCUGGGAGGGAGAAGGAUUCAAGAGUCUCGUCAUCGCCACGGACUCCGGAUACGUUGUCGAUGGGAUCACAGAGUGGGUGCGCGGGUGGAUUCGCAGGAGGUGGACGACUAGCAUGGGGAAACCGGUGAAGAACCAGGAUCUGUGGCAGUGUCUCUUGGGGGAGAUGGAGCGUUGGGAUGAAAGGGGACUGCAAGUGCUCUUCUGGCAGAUUCCACGCGACCUCAACGGCGAGGCGGAUCGGUAUGCGAAAGAGGGGGCACAGGAGGAACAACCGGAGGAGUUUAUGGAUAUCAGUGGUGUCCUUGUUUGA